Messenger RNA from Rhodamnia argentea, 1098 nucleotides. Its product is annotated as TPD1 protein homolog 1-like. The record is from RefSeq and is a predicted model, not a curated record. The transcript has 3 exons. Lineage: Eukaryota; Viridiplantae; Streptophyta; Magnoliopsida; Myrtales; Myrtaceae. The coding region runs from base 189 to 716 and encodes 175 amino acids. Gene Ontology annotation, biological process: cell fate determination.
CCCUCUCCGGUGGCUCUCUUCUCGGACGUUAGGGGUGGUUUAGGGUUCGGGUUCCCGAGUCGGACUCACUGUUGCGACGGUGUUACGAGGACGGCUUGGCUGGGUUUUUUCUUUCUCCCACCAGGAAAAGGGGACGCUGUGAACUUUGAUGUAUCUAAUCGUUCCUUGAGCUUGAAUCUUGCUGUGCAAUGGAGAGUCGUCCCGUUACGAUCGCUUGGGCUGCGUUGUUGGCCAUGAUGGUACUACUCACGGUUACGGUUAUUGGAGGAGGUGUGAUCGACGGGCAUUGGCCAUUUCAAUCGAGUCUAAUGGCUUCUAAGGGAGGAGAUAGACUGAAGAAUUCUGCACAGCACCGGAAGCUACUUCGUCGUGCGUCAGCAAUGGAAGAACCGAACAGGAUGUGGGGGGAGAGAUGUAGCAGGGCCGAUAUAGUGAUAAACCAAGGACCGACGUCUCCACUCCCCAGCGGCAUUCCCACCUACACCGUGGAGAUCGUGAAUGCAUGCGUCACCGGGUGUGACAUCAGUCACAUUCACCUCAACUGUGGCUGGUUCAGCUCCGCCCGUCUCAUCAACCCGAGGAUCUUCAAGCGCCUUCGCUACAACGACUGCCUCGUCAACGACGGCAAGCCCUUGACCAAUGGGGACACCCUUUCCUUUCAAUACGCCAACACUUACUCUUACCCUCUAUCUGUCUCUUCCGUCGUGUGCUCUUGAGGAUAGGGGAAGACAAUAUCUCACGUUUACAACAAUUCAGUGUUCAUAGAAUACGGCGUUUUAGUUUACUUGCUUUAGUUUGUAUGUUUGUUGGUGCCACUGACUUUGUGGAGCUUUUUGCUUGCUUGCUUGCUUGGCAUGGUGGUUGAGUGGUAAAUACUAAAUAGGGGUCAGCCUUGUAUUUUGGUCCGGGCGGGGAGGCUAGGACACGGCAGACUGUGCUGCCGGAGCUACAAUGAUCUUUCUGUUUGGGCUCGGGGGGGUUGAUUUUGCAAAGAUUCCAUUUUGUGGGGCGCAGAGUGUAAAUAGCUUGAAACAAGAACCUGUGAUUACAGAAUGCUGUCUUGUUUGUUGAUGAGGGAUUUAAUGAUGAUAUUUUUUU